Lytechinus pictus (painted urchin) is the source of this 6388-nucleotide messenger RNA. RefSeq names its product kelch-like protein 24. Bases 180 to 2027 code for a protein of 615 amino acids. The record is from RefSeq and is a predicted model, not a curated record. Gene Ontology annotation, molecular function: protein binding. The transcript is spliced from 6 exons. Lineage: Eukaryota; Metazoa; Echinodermata; Echinoidea; Temnopleuroida; Toxopneustidae.
GUCCCACUCCCGUCACCAUAGCUACCCGGUAUCGUGAGCGAGGUUAACAAUUUUGAGGAGGUAAAGCCGGAUAAAUAGAUUAGAAACAAGGCAGUGUCAUUGUCGUCAUGGAGAGAGUCAACUGGUAGAACAUCUAAAGAAGGAUCUACAGUCACAAGAUUUUAUUAUAAAACAGUAAAAUGGAUGAACUAUUGGACAUGCAGGAGAAGCGUACAUUCUGUGAUUACGAGGACUGCAUUUGGGUGGAGAACCUCGGAGUGUCCUUUCAAGCCAUGCGAGGUGCCUUAGAACUGACCGAUAUGAAACUCUGUGCAGGAGACACCGAGUUCCCCUGCCAUCGGAUCUUGCUCGCUGCAAGCAGUCCAUUUUUCCGAGCCCUACUCACCGGACCAAUGAGAGAAGAAUCCCGGACCACCUUUGAUAUGAAAGAUACCUGUUCUUCUACACUGAAUCUUCUUCUAGAUUUCAUGUACACUGGUAAGUUACGGAUCACGGAGGAGAAUGUCCAGGAUGUACUUGUUUCUGCAAAUUAUUUAUUAUUAGGACGUCUGGUGGACGCAUGCUCUGACUUCCUACGAAGGCAGUUGGAUUUUCAAAACUGUUUUGAGAUGUACUCCUUUGCGGAUGCCCACGGGUGUGGAGAGCUUCUCCGAGCCACGCAGAGGUACAUUCUUAAAAAUUUUCCAGAGGCCUCAUCCUCGACAUCCUUCCUUGAGGCCGGCUUUGAGCAGCUGCGUUCACUGCUGGGUCAAGAUAAUCUGAACAUUUCAAGCGAGAUGGAUCUCUUUAGGAGUAUCAGGGACUGGGUGUCGCAUGAUGUUAAAUCUAGGAGAUGCCAUCUUGUGGAAUUGUUAAGGCUCGUUAGGCUUCCGUACCUACCAACAGACAACCUUGAUUUGAUAUUGAGUGAUGAACUUAUUGGAGAAAGUCCAGGCUGCAAGACUGUUUUACAGAAUGCCUUUCUAUGUAAGGAAGAUUGUAUCCCCUAUCCUGUUGAAUGGAGAAGUCCAAGGAGCUCAACCAAUCAGACGGAAGCAUUGGUCAUUCUUGGGGGAGUACAUUCUAGUCAGCUUGGUAACAGUAGUAGAAGCCUUCAGCAUUACUGGUGUGACCCCGGGACGCGGCCUCUAUCAUGGGGGAAGCAGUCUAUAAUGCCGUACCUGCUGGGGACUACAGUCAUGUACGACGUGGCAAAGUUCAGGAAUUCUAUCUACCUGACUGGAGGAUUCGAUGGGGAGCAGGGUUGUCUCGGCCACGUCUGGCGCUACCAGAUCGAUGACGAUCAGUCGGAAACAUGGAUUAGGGCGCCAUCACUUGUCACAGCCAGGUAUCAGCAUGGUUCCGGCGUAGUCGAUGGUCAUCUCUUUGUCGCCGGGGGUUACAACGGUCAGGAGAACCUGAACAGCGUGGAAUGUUACAGUCCAAACAAGGAGAGAUGGCAAACUUGUCCACCAAUGCCGGAGGCUGUCACAUUUCCGGCUGUCGUUGGCUAUCAUAAAAGACUGUUUGUUAUUGGGGGAAUGAUGAGUGAUUCCCAGGCUUUUCCAUGGAUGCAAUGCUUCGACAUGGCUACACAGUCCUGGAGUAUUAUCAAGACGCUGGAGCUGAAAAGAAAAGGUAGCAAAAGUGUCCUGCUUAACGAUGCCCUGUACAUCAUCGGAGGACCAACCCGUGACGUCCAUGUUUACGAUCCAGAGAGCGAUGUCGCUUUUGAUGUUGCCCCUACGCUGGACAUCCAUGUGUGUGCUGGAGUAACGGUCAAUAAUGGCAAGAUCUACGUUGCUGGUGGGGACAACCUGAAGGAUCGCCGGAACUGGGAUAGCAUCGAGUGCUACGAUCCUGCAUCGAAUACCUGGUCCAUUGUCGGUAAGAUGGCCGUUCCGCUCUACUGGCACGGCAUGGUGUCUAUCGUGAGACCGGAUAUCCCUCGUCUUGAACCCUGGGACGCUGCCAAUCUCCAUCAAGUUGGUCCGUCAAUGAUGUUUAGAGGUUUCGAAGAAGGGCCUACUAAUUAUGAUCCAAGGUGAUAUCGGGAUCAUGCCCUGUUGGUGGGGCAUUGAAGAGAUAGAGGUAACUAGACCUGGUACUGAAGACUGAAUCAGACUGAACUUUGUGGAAAAUAGUAAUGGCUUCCAGAACUUGCCUGCUGGUACCAUGACAGAUACUUUGUAUUCGUAUCCUUCUACUUUUCUCGCUUCUCCACUUCCACCCAAUCACCCUGAUGGAAAUCAAAUUCAGUGCUGAUUGCCUUUCUUUCUGGUGUAAUACUGUUAGAACAUGAAGGUGCUUCUCUAUCCUGGCCUGAUGACUAAACAGAGCUUGAUGUUGCUUUUAUCAUCCUGCACCAAGGACUUGGUCACAUUUCUUUUGCAUCUUCACCAUCCUGAAGUUCCAGUUUCUUGACAAUACCAUCCAAUAGGAGCCAUUGAUCGUUGGUCAGCUUGAGUGUCCUGGCAGUCGUGGCAUUUGCAUAUCUCAUGUUGCGCUCAGGACCUGUGACACGGCCACCUCUGCUCCUUUACCACACCAACCAUGCAAGCAACAUGUGAUGGAGUGGUGAACUGAGGUACAUGUAAUAACUUAAAGUAUCAAUAUACUGGAAAGAAGGUCAACAUGAGUUACAAGAACGGUGAAAUACAAACAAAGGUAUACAUUAUGUCAAAUUAUGUGAAUUAUAUAGACCGUUUGUUGAAAUGAAGACCUAGUUUUGCCCUUUUCUCAGCUAUCUUAUAUCCAUUUUUCUGUUUCAUUUUAACAAGAGAGAUGAAAGAUUGGAAAUCAAGGUCAACAUUUUGAAAUUUGCAUCGAAUAAUAUGAAACUUCAAACAUACACAGAUUUACAGAGAAGGUUUUUGUCAAAUAUCCAUUAAUACAUGUAAUAAGCAUAACUAGUUCUCAGGGGAAUUUUUUUUUUCGGGGGCUCCAUUUUCAAAUUUUUGUAAAAUUUCGGGGGCUACUUUUAGCAUUUCGGGGGCUAUUUUUAUCAAUUUUGGGGGCUCCUCUUAAAGUCCACUUAUUUACUUACCAUAUGCAAAUGCAUGCCCCUCACUCUUGCUGUGUUGGACGGCGGAAAACUUCUUUGUGUUCUUUGUCCCGCAAAUGAAGGGGUUAUUGGACACGGAUCCUCUAUUGUUCUUACUAGUUUUGGGGUGGUGAGAUCGACACGCCCGGCAGUGGAUCUGGAGAGCCACGUCGCUGCCACGGGAGCAUUCCAGCCAGUCAAAUUCCCAUGCUUGCAUGGCAGCUUCGCAUGACACAGGCUUUUUCUUUCUUUUUCUGUUAGUGUCAGUGCUAGUAGUGGCCGUGGUGUCAUUUGUCUUUUUCUCGUCUGGCUUGUUCAAACCGGUUAAAGUGUUGGGAGCGUUGGCACCCCUGGCUCGAAUAAGAAACCGUUCCAUUGCUACUGUAGGCUGUAGCAUAGACGUACUCACAUGCAUGUGCUAUAUCGCGCUAUCGCUAGCUAGCGCUGCAUAUUAUGCCAUGCCGUUAACGUUAUCGUUGUUGUGCGAUGCGAACCACGACAAUUCGCCCAUAAGACAUAUCACCUUGGGACAGGUCGCCCGCACGUAUCUUCGGCAAGUUAUCUUACCGGUUAGACGAGUUCAACUUGUCUCGCUAAAGAAACAAUAAUCGCAGAUCAUCCUUACAUGUCCUGAAGAAAAUUUUCAGUAUCACGUGAGGUCGUUAGGCAAGACACUAUACCUACCCCCUGAGAACCUUGACCUUGACUCCUGGCGAUGCUCAAAUUCGAUAAACCAUUGUGGGGCUGCAGUGGGCGAGCUUCCACCCGCCAUGCUUGAACUAGUGGAAGCUAGAUGGGAGCUUCGAGAGUCAGUGCUUUCAAAAGCGACUUUUUUCUUCACUGGGGAGUUUUCUUGAAAAGGGGGGUCACAAUGUUUCGCAGAGCCAUUCAUCGCUUACUAAAGGUAUAGGAAAUUAACUCAAAUGCUGAAUUUAAACUGGUGAAAAUUAACAAAUUAUGCGAGUUUACCCACGACACGUCCGUUCGCGAGAGAUCCAUAAAGCCGAGUUCCGACUGCCCAAACCUUUGUUUGCUUUCCCGAUUUUCUUUAUAGUCCUUAGGUAUUCCAACAUAAGUUUGAUGUUUGCAAUGCAACUGAUGAACUGAUGAUGGGUAGGAUCGGAAGUGUGUUGUACUUCUAUAUGCUAUACAUACCCCAGCCGGCAAGCAUACCCACUCCGUCUCCGUCGACUGGCUUUGAUUGUGCAACUGCAGGACUUGAUAAUUAUUGUAUUUCGUCAACGAAACAACAAUAAUUAUUAUUUAUAUUUACCUUAUCACGGUCUGUCCUCUUCUUUUGUCACUAACAUUAGAUUUUCUUCGUUUGGGGAGUUUCCUAUGAACGAAGAUUGUAGGGAUCGCAUCAGGUUUCAGCAUUUUUUUUCGGGGAGUGUACCCUAUGAUAUUCCCACGGACAUUUUCUUUUGUCACUAACGUUAGAUUUUCUUUGUUUGGGGAGUUUCCUAUGAACGAAGAUUGUAGGGAUCACAUCAGGUUUCAGCAAAAUUUUUCGGGGAUCAUUCCCUAUGAUCUUCGCACGGACAUCUUCUUGGAAACAAUCCUGUUCAAAGUGGUCCUCACAAACGAAUCUACUCGUGUGAUGUUUGUAUGUUUUGAUGUCAGAUUUGUCGGUGCCAAUAUUGUGGAGCCACUGGGCACAUCUCUCCCGAUCUCGGAUCGGAUUUGGGAUAGAAAAUGCACUUUUAUUGUUAUUUUCUUCCGGCCGAACCAAGCAGCGGUAUGCCUGACACAAUUAGGCAUAUUGUAGCUGUGUGACGCGCUGGAUUGUUGCGAAACCAAAGUGGAGAUGGUACGUCACCGAAGUCGCUACAUAUGCGCGAAAUUGAAUUCAUUUUGCCCCAAAUAACCGUUACAAGAAAUGCUCUUAAAAAUCUCCAAAGUCAAGUACGAAGAUGAUACUUUUGAAAUGACCCCUGCCAUUAUUUGCUACAGGCUAAAUGUUUUUUAGAGCUGGCCUGUACCAUCCCUUUAAUACUCAUUCACAAUGUGACGAAGGAUUGAUGCCAGACAACCAGUAAGUUUUGUUUGCUUCUCCCCCACAUGUUUUUGCAGAGUAUCAAAGUGUUACUGAUAUGUUGUCCAUGGCAACAAUUCAUGCCGACUCUGAUAUUCCACAAUUCAUGCCCACUCUUGUGUUGGCCUGCAGCACUGAUCUUUUUAACCAAGUUCUUGCUGCCGUAACACACAUCCCACUGGUGUUUAAUGUCCUCAUAUUCAGAAGUACGCUUCAUCAUUGAUUCGAUCUGGGGGUGUGCAUCUGUAACUAUUGUUUGAACCUCCACCUUCGUAUUCAGGAAGUCCUAUCCCCUCUCAAAAAGCAAUUCGUUCCAUAUUCAUAGACUUUCCACUGUCUUCCUGCGCCAGCGCCAGGGCAUAAUGGACUGCUGGUGAGGGGAAGAAGAGAAGAGGAAAGGGGGGAAAGAGAGGGGGAAGAAGGGGAAAGGAAAAAAAUUUAAAAAAAAGAUGAAAUUUAACCCCUAUUUUACUCACAGAAAAUAUUUGUUUUAUUCACCUGUUUCGUGCAAAAUGACAUCUCCAUCAGACAUUAUCUAGCUACAGUUAUGGCUAAAAUUUGCAAACUUUGCUGGAGUUCUACGAUCUCCCCGAAACAUGCUGCCUCACUCACUCUUCUGGUGGAAAAUCGUAGCACAUCCCAUGAAAAUACCAUCGUCAAAAGCAUACUCACAUUCACUACACUGUAAAAAAUAUUGCGUAAAAUUUUAACCAGCACGAGGGUAACUAUGUAUCCAACCAAUUUUGGGCAGUAUUUUACCCAAUGCGGGAAGCAUAUUGUCCAGUAAGUUUUAAAAAUAAGCAGCAAUUACUUUAGAAUGGGCAACAUUUUCAUCACACUGGAUAAAUAAAAAUGCCCAAAAGAAAUGCCCAAUGUUGGUUGGACACAUAAUUACCCUCAUGGAGCAUUUUUACCCAAUAUUUAUUUAGAGUGUACAAAUAUACAGACACAAUCACACACAGGAAGCUCAACCGCACUUUCAGAAAUUUCACUUAUCUUGAAACCAUAACUAGUUUGGAAAACGUUAAGGUGCCACCAGUGUCAUAGUUACGCUUAAUUAUUCCGCAAAGAUCUACAUGUAGUGGGGCCAUGUAUUUACAAAUUGUUUCUGAAGGCACUGCUAAUCAACAUGCUACAAAGUUCACCUAGAAUAGUAUACUAGAUGUGGAUAGUAAAUGAAUAAAUUAAAAAUAGAGCAAAGCAGAAUACAUGGCAUUAAAUUGUAAAUGGGAACACAUGUUCCAACUUUUUUUCAUUUUUACCUCAAUAAAUAUGUUAUAUAUAGAAAAACAAGGCAAGGUAUUAAAAAACAAUACUGAACACACACACAC